CAUAUUAAGGAAACCAUAUCAGUAAGCAAUGUGGCCCUCAUAGGUGGAGGUUCUCUCCUCGCUAACUGUCCCCAUGUAUCCUAUGACACUGCCGUCUCUGCACGUGAGCUAACAGAACGUAGCUGUGACGGCGAGUAACGGUGCAAUCAAACAGCUCCUGGUUUCCGCCUGCGGGGUCCGUUAGCGGUCCCUCGCCCGCAGUUUGAGAACCACUGUCCCGGGCUGGGCGACCUCUGCUCUCCGGCUCUCUGCCUCCGACUCCGCCUCCCUCAGCACCAACGCACGGAGCGACCGUCUCCCCUGCCUGCCUGCCUUCAGCCACCCCGGAGCCCCUUCCCAGCUCCAGCCUGUGCGCCCUCCCCCUCCCCGAACCGGACUACUUAUGUCCCGACGCGAACCGGCCACUCUCACGCCAAACGCGCUCCUCCUAUUGCCGGAAGAUAAAAAAAAACAAAAAGAGAGCGCGAGAGCGAAAGAGAGAGAGAAGAACAAUUAAGAAGUAACGACGACAGGCAGGACCAGCGGGGCUGUGUCGGAUAAGUUUUGCUUCUUCUUUGCCCCCAGUUUUCGGCCCCGUGGCGGGGCAGGACAGCAAGGGCAGGCCGUGGGGGGGGGAGUAGACCGUAGGAUGUGGAUCUGGUACCUUCUGUUUGGUUCGUGGUCAGGCUCAAGAACUGUUGAGAGCCAGCUUCUCCCUGGGAAUAACUUCACUACGGAGUGCAACAUCCCCGGAAACUUCAUGUGUGGCGAUGGGAAGUGUGUCCCAGGUGGGUGGCAGUGCGACGGAUUGCCCGACUGCUUUGACAACAGCGACGAGACAGGCUGUCCUAAGGUCAAGUCAAAGUGUGCCCCUACAUUCUUCGCCUGCAUUAAUGGUGUCCAUUGCAUCAUCGGACGCUUCCACUGCAACGGCUUCAGUGACUGUCCUGACGGAAGUGACGAGGAAAACUGCACAGGCAACCCAUUGGUGUGCUCGGAGGCUCGCUUCAAGUGUCGAAAUGGCCACUGUGUAGACCGCAGCUUCCUGUGUAACGGCCAGGACAACUGCCAGGACAACAGCGACGAAGAGCUCUGCCUAACUACAGCAGAAGCUCCGGGUCAGGACUUUGUGACGCUGGACUAUCGUCUGCGCUACUACCCCAGCAUCACCUAUGCUGUCAUUGGCAGCGCAGUCAUCUUUGUCCUGGUGGUGGCGUUGCUGGCCCUGGUACUCCACCACCAGAGGAAGCGGAGCGUCCUGCUGCCCAGAGGCGUAAGAGGAAGCUCGCAUCAUCAUCACCACCACCAGCCACUGCUGCUCUCCCGUCUGGUCAUUUUGGACCGGGGCCACGUCCAUCCUGGAGGUCCUGGUCUUUCCCCCGGCUCGCCCACCGCAGGGGGCCAGUACAGCUCAACUCCUCAAACACUGCAGCUGCUGUCUGGGACCCUUUAUCCCCCUGGACUCUCCAUGGACUCACCUCCAUCAUACUCACAAGCUGUUCUGGAUGUCAGUCGGCCUCCCUGGUUUGAUCUUCCUCCUCCUCCAUACCUCUCAGAUGGGGAGCUUCCAUCAGAGGGCGAGCUGCCUCAAUAUGAGGGCCCACAAAACCCUUUGAGCUACCCCAGAGCACAUCCCUCUGCACCCUCCACACCCAGAACUGUAGCCUUAGGCACGCAGCUGAGUUUGAGCUCCAGAGAGGAGUCGGACCAGCUGUAGCCUCUCUUGGUAGAACUAGCUAGAAAUCAGAGCCUGCAGGACUGAAGGACCAGGCUGCAGGGCCACAAGGCCACAAGGCCAGGGUAGCCCCCAGCCAGACCUGCUGAGGAAUCAACAAGGAUUAAGCAACUGUAUCCUAAAGGUGUCCUUACUCGCUGCCCACACAUGGGCUUCCUGAUGCACUGGACUGAGACCAGCUCCUCCUACUAGACUGAUCUUGUAUGUUGGCUCCGCCUGCUGGGCGCAUGGAGGCACUACAUCUAAAUCAGUUAAGCAUCCAUUCGGUACUUCACAUUUCACACCGACAGUGUUUUCCACAGUGGGAUUUAUAAUGGAUUUUUGUUGUGUUCAAUAAUAAAUAUCUAAAUUAUAGAUAAAUUCUGUACUGUUGAGGAGCACGGCUAAAUUUGAUGAUGUGCUGUACAUAGAAAAUGUAGCAAUGACAUGUUGAAGCCUUAUUCUUACUCUAGUUGAUUCACUUGUAAGAGUAAGUCCAAAUGAAGACGAUACAGUAGGGUUGUGUAAUUUCUAAUAGUUUCAAAGAAAACAUGCAGCUGUUUAAACAAGAGCAGCUCAAUAGCGGGUACUCAACCAUUUUAAUCUGUUUUUUUUCAGUGUUGAUGUGAACAGUGACUUGAUAAUAUGGCGACAGUUGACUUGUUAUAGUAAAACAAUAACAUGUUGUAACUUUUUUUUUUUCUUUUUUAAAUGCAAGAAAUAUUUCUAGUCAAGCAGUGGAGUAUUCUUUAGUAAAUAUUUUCAACAAUACUGUAUGUCUUGUUUUCAUUUGGUUAAAUUCAAGCUAAAAUGUGAAAAGGACCAUUGAGAUUUCUUGAAAUUAUAUAUAAAUUCAAGCAAAAAAUGUGAAAAGGACCAUUCAAAUGUAUUCAAAUUAUGUAGUGGAGUAGAAAAGAUAUACCAAGACCAACAUCAUUCCUCUGAGCAGAAAACCCCCUCUUUUCUAGUACUAACUAUUACAUUUCUGUUUAAAAACCAAUCAAGUGUGUAUGGAGACACAAAAAAGAAAUGUAAGUUAUGCAAGUUAUUUUCUUGAUGCCUUAUUGUGGGCCAGUUUGGUCACUUUGUAUGUGAUUUGUUUUUGGGCACAAAGAGAACCUCUAAAGACAACAGCCAUGUAAGAAUAUCAUCUCUUAGAUCAGAUUGUUCACAUUUUGUUUGAGAUUUAGUUUUAUGUAUAUAACUCAUAACGGUCAUUUUGUAAAAUCAUCUUCAGUAGUAUUAGACAAUGACCAUCAAAUCCAUAUCUGAAGGAUCUGUGUUUAUAUAUUUGAUAUUUGUCUUUUAACCUUUUUUCUCAUUCAUUUCAAAGUGUUCAACACUGUAAAUAGGAGUUAGGGCAAGUAAAGAAAUCUAUUUAAAAGUAGAGUAUAAAGUGAGACGUGUGUAAUGUAGUUGUGCUUUGGAUCUUUGUGUUGCUCCACAGCCAGAAGUAAUAAUGCACAAGAAAACAAUAAAACCAAAGAUAAUCAUUUUUAACCUUAGCCCAAGGAUAUUACACUACAAGGGAAUGAUUGUGUCAACAACUGUUUGUGCCUUUAUUAUAAUAAAAUGUACAACGUUGUAUUGAGUAAAAAAAUAAUUCAUAUUAUUUGCUGUAGAACUGGAAAGCAUUUCUCAGGACCCAAUGUUUGCCAGUCUGUCUGUUCUGUUGUUUGUAUCUUGGUUUUGUUUUAGGGAAUGUUGAAGAUCAAAUUCCCUUUUUUUCUGAUUUGAUAUUGAGUUGGCUUUCUACAUACUUAAUUGCCCAUCAUGUUUUUUAUUUUUAUUCCUUAUAUUCUGUAUAUUGAAAAUAAUAUAAAAUUCUGAAACGUC
Cyclopterus lumpus (lumpfish) is the source of this 3529-nucleotide messenger RNA. RefSeq names its product low density lipoprotein receptor class A domain containing 3 (gene ldlrad3). The transcript is spliced from 6 exons. Gene Ontology annotation, biological process: receptor-mediated endocytosis. The record is from RefSeq and is a predicted model, not a curated record. Gene Ontology annotation, molecular function: protein binding. Gene Ontology annotation, cellular component: plasma membrane. Bases 629 to 1696 code for a protein of 355 amino acids. NCBI's taxonomy places the organism in Eukaryota, Metazoa, Chordata, Actinopteri, Perciformes, Cyclopteridae.